AUGAGUCCCUACUUGCCAGGAAGCCCACCAACUGCGCCACUGGCGCCCGUUGCGGCAUAUCUGCCGGCGACAGACUCUCAUAACUUAACGCAAUACGGAGAGAUCACGGCAUACGAUGACUCAUUCUACGGACACGACCAGUGCUCCACAACUCAAGUAGACGAUCUCGAAUGGAAUUACACAGAGCUCAGAUAUCAUGAGCAUUACGCUCCCUCUCUGGACAUGACGUUGUCGUCAGAUAGCCUGCUAUGCGUAGCAGGGCAUGCAUACGGAGAAGCCGGCGUCAUGUAUGAUCAAUUUCCACACGGGUCAACAAGUUGGGACACUGGUGCCACCAAUGUUGACGGCCGCAUGCCCAUCUUAGCUGGAGCGCCUAUGGACCACCAAACUCCUUGGGGCAGCUCGACUACUUGGUGCUACUGUGCCACCUGUCGCAACUUCGAGGAGACAUCGAUCCACCCAAGUGUCGGUGUGCCAAACUACCACUACUAUUCCGCGGAUCAGAACAACUAUGUCGACUCAGAGCCACCAACGCCGCCUCCCGCUGGCUCGGAACUCCGGAUUCCACCCAUCUGCCGGUGGGAGGGAUGCAACGUCCUGCUGGACGACUCCAGUCCGUCCGGGGUGAAGCGUCACCUGUACGAUUGCCACGACAUCACCCGCGCUGACUGCGCGAGUGGCGCGCGAGGACACUGCAAGUGGGAGAUCGACGGCGCCGAACGGUGCGGGCGCGCGCUGGACCUGAGCAGCUUUGCGAAACACGUCGCGUCCGUGCACCUCAAGAGUACGCAGAGGAGAUGCGAGGACUGUCGGUGCAUGAUCGGGCGCGCGGAUUCGCUCACUCGCCAUCAGCGCGACCACUGCGCUGCGAGGCGCGAUUGGCAACUUGAAGGCUGGGUCUGA
This is a messenger RNA of Fomitopsis serialis, 903 nucleotides long. RefSeq lists its product as uncharacterized. NCBI's taxonomy places the organism in Eukaryota, Fungi, Basidiomycota, Agaricomycetes, Polyporales, Fomitopsidaceae. Bases 1 to 903 code for a protein of 300 amino acids. The record is from RefSeq and is a predicted model, not a curated record. The transcript is spliced from 5 exons.